Molecule: messenger RNA, 2460 nt
Organism: Charadrius vociferus (killdeer)
Lineage: Eukaryota; Metazoa; Chordata; Aves; Charadriiformes; Charadriidae
Gene: CAPN14
Product: calpain 14
Exons: 22
Biological process (GO): proteolysis
Cellular component (GO): cytoplasm
Molecular function (GO): calcium-dependent cysteine-type endopeptidase activity; calcium ion binding
Source: RefSeq, a predicted model, not a curated record
AUGCCUUUUCUGCCAUGCUUGAAAAAAAAGAAGUCCCCUGUGCCUUUAGGUAGGAAUAUCUUUCAAAAACACACCCCGCCCAUCCAGCAGAACUACCAGGCCUUGCUGGAGACGUGCUUGAAGAAGAAAUGCCUGUUCACAGAUGACAACUUCCCUGCUCACAUCAGCUCUAUUGGAACAGGAGCACUGCUAAAGAAGCUACCCGGAAAUUUACAAUGGAAGAGGCCACACGCUUUGCACAGAAGUCCAGUAUUUUAUGCUGCAAACAGAAAGCAACUUGAUCUCUGCCAAGGAUUGGUGGAGAACUGCUGGUUCCUGGCGGCCCUGGAAGCCCUGACGUUCCACCAGGACAUCUUGGCUGCAGUUGUGCCACAAAACCAGAGCUUUGAGAGGAAAUAUGCUGGCAUUUUCCACUUCCGGUUCUGGCACUUCGGUGAAUGGGUUGACGUGGUGGUUGAUGAUCGCCUGCCGGUGAACGAGGUGGGGGAGCUGGUCUUUGUUUCCUCAGUCUAUAAGAACGUGUUCUGGGGAGCCCUUCUGGAGAAGGCAUAUGCUAAACUCUACGGCUCCUAUGAAGAUCUGCAGAUUGGGCAAGUUUCAGAAGCCUUGGUGGACUUUACAGGUGGUGUUAAUAUAAGGAUCAAGCUUGCAGCAGCUCCUCCUGAUCUGUGGGAUAUCCUGACAAGAGCGACCUACAGCAGAUCUCUUAUGGGCUGUCAGACACGUUUAGGGGCAACAAAGGUCCUGAAGAACGGGCUUGUUGCUGGCCAUGCCUACACGGUGACUGGUAUUAGAAAGGUGACCUGUCAAUAUGGGCCAGAAAACCUAGUGAGACUGAGAAAUCCAUGGGGGAAAAUUGAAUGGAAAGGAGACUGGAGUGACAGCUCUUACAAAUGGGAACUGCUGAGCCCGAAGGAGAAGAUUUUGCUGAGGAAAAAUAAGGAGGAUGGAGAAUUCUGGAUGUCUCUGCGAGAUUUUAAGAUUCAUUUUGUAGAUCUGAUGAUCUGUAAAUUAACUCCAGACCUGAUGAGCCAGGAAGAUGGGAAGAAGUGGAUGUACUCCCUGAAGAGUGGCAGAUGGGUUAAAGGAAGUACAGCGAGAGGAAGUCUGGGAUUCUGCAAUGACACCUUUUGGAUGAACCCGCAGUACUGGCUGAAGGUUUUACCAGUUGACGAAAGUAAGAAAAGCCUGGGUUCCUGCGAUGUGGUUAUAUCCCUGAUGCAGAAACACAGCAGCAAACACCGGAACCGAGCUCCUCACCUCUUCAUUGGAUUUUUACUCUACAAGUACCAGGAAAGCAACAGAAAGCUGCCUCCAGCUUUCUUUACCCGACAUCAGCCUGUGAACAAGCACCAGGUCUUCCUUGAUGAACGGGAAGUGACUCACAAUUUCCACCUGAAGCCUGGUGUCUAUGUGAUUUUGUUGCUGCACAGCUUGGCACAGGGGAAAUGUUUCUCCCCGCUGAGUGUUAUCAGAGUAUUUCUUUCCAAGAAAUAGCAUUUCUGUGAGGUGGGGAGCCAUCUUAGCAGUGGGCUGUGGGAUGAGGGUGCAGAAAUUGUUGAUAGAUAUGAAGGCAAGAUUUGGGAGGAUUUAUUCACAAAGCAUUUUGAACAGAAUCCUGAAAUAAAUGCUGUUCAGCUCCAGAGGAUCCUGAAUAAUAUAUCUUGGAGAAAUUUCCAGAAUUUUCGCCUGAGUUUCAGUCUGGAUGCCUGCCAGGGUAUCUUGGCACUCCUGGAUCUGAACGCCUCUGGCACAUUGAGUAUCCAGGAAUUCAGAGUCCUGUGGAAAAGGCUGCUUUUCUAUUUGGAAGUUUUCCAGAAAAAAGACACUAGCAGAUCAGGAAAACUUGACCUUGUGGAACUGCAUGCAGCUGUACAGGAGACAGGCAUUUCUCUCAGCAAUGAAGUCUGUAAUUUGAUGGCAAUCAGAUAUGGUGGCCCUGACUUGAAGAUCAGCUUUGAGAGCUUUGUGUGCUUCAUGCUUCGAGUGGAGAUCAUGGGAGAGGCCUUUCGCAACUUAACGCAAGAUGGCAAAGGGAUAUAUCUCCGGGAAUCUGAGGGUCCUGGAGGAGCUGCCACCAAGGUGCACCUGGGUGUUGUGCCCAGGUACCGGUGCAAGAGGAAGAGGAGCUUUGCAGCCCUCAACUGGAGGCUGGCCCUGGGGACCAGCGUGACCUGCCCGUCCCUGGCCACCACUGGCUCCUCUCGGGCCAGGCUUUUCACCCGAAAUGCCCUUUCCCCGCCAGGCCGCCUCUCGGUGACCAAGGAAUGUGUGGGACCCCUGCCCGGUGUCCAGCCUGCUCUGGCCUCCAGUGCCAGUGAGGGGUGCCGGGGGCUGCCUGUGGGGGACAGGCAGGAGGAGGCCGAGUAUCCUGUGGGGAUGCUGCGGGCCUGCAGCAGCCGCCGCUGGCUGGGUCGCUCGUUCCUCCUUCCCGCUCCAGCGAUCCCCGCUGUACUGUAA